Lathyrus sativus (Indian pea) is the source of this 912-nucleotide messenger RNA. NCBI's taxonomy places the organism in Eukaryota, Viridiplantae, Streptophyta, Magnoliopsida, Fabales, Fabaceae. The record is from the annotation of a GenBank genome assembly.
AUGGAACAAGGUAAUAGAGGCACCAUCAUGAUCACAAACGAUGAUGGAAUCGACGCACCUGGCCUCAGAGCUUUGGUUGCCGCUCUCGUCGCCACCAAUCUCUACAAUAUUCAAGUUUGUGCUCCUGAUUCUGAGAAGUCAGCAGUUAGUCAUUGUAUUACUUGGAUUCACCCUAUAGCUGCUAAGAAAGUUCACAUUGAUGGAACCACGGCCUAUGCAGUUUCUGGGACUCCAGCUGAUUGCACUUCUCUGGGAAUUUCCAAAGCACUUUUUCCUACAGUAGCUGAUCUGGUAUUAAGUGGCAUAAACAUGGGUAACAACUGUGGUUAUCACAUUAUUUACUCGGGCACAGUUGCUGGAGCUCGAGAGGCGUUCUUCUAUGAUAUACCUUCUAUCUCCAUUUCAUAUGACUGGGCUAAAGCAACAAGUAACCUACAUGACUUUACCCUUGCCGCGCAAGCAUGCAUACCUAUCAUAAGUGCUUUACUAGCUGAUAUAAGGAACCAAAGAUACCCUCAUAAGUGCUUUUUGAAUAUAGAUAUUCCAAGCAAUGUUGCUAAUCAUAAGGGGUACAAGUUGACUAAGCAGGGUAAAAGUAUAAUUAAAAUGGGAUGGAAGCAAAUCGCCUCUGAGACGGAAGGACGAAAAAUGUCUUCUGAUAUGACCACGGCAGAAGUAGCAGCGCGUUCGGAUUUUAACACAUCAUCUAUAUCACCUGGAAGUCUUUUAUUUGCAAGAGAAGUAAGAGGUGCUCAACAUGAUCAUGAUGAUACUGAUCAUAGAUGUUUGCAGGAAGGAUAUAUUACUGUUACCCCUCUUGCUGCUAUCUCUCAGGCGGAGGAAGAUUGUCAAAACUAUUUUAAGAGUUGGCUACAAAAUGUCUUGGAAUCUCCCUCUUCAUUGGCUCUAUAA